AUGGCGAGUGUAUCGGAUGUGUCUCUACCUUUGAGUGCAGGUGAGGACACGUUCGAGCUGCAUGCGGUGCAGUUGGAGCUGGAGGCUUUGGAACGACAGAUUCGGACCCUUCUGGAGAAGCAGGCCGAGCUACGGGAGCGGCGAACAGCGCUGAAAACAUCCCGUGCUGACGCUCACCAAUCCUCGGUAAGUUUGCAGCGUGAUUUUAACACUCCUGCUUCCUCUACGCCGUGUGCUUCUCUGCACAGGGCCCGAGCACCCAGAACGCGUUCAUCCCAGCCCUCGUUCACUCCGGCGCCGUCACACCAGGGACCUUGGGUUCUUCAGCAACGGAAGGCGCGAGCCAGGCCUCGGACCAGGACCUCUCCCCCUCCGCCGCCCCCAGUCUUCGAGGUUUCGACGAGGAACCGCUUCUCCCCUCUUCGCGAGGCAGAACGCGAUGCCGUGGUCACCGGAGACUCCAUCGUCCGUCACGUCCACGCUACCACAACCAAAGGUAAGGUGCGCAGUCACUGUUUUCCUGGUGCUCGUGUUCUCGAUGUCGCUACACAGGUUCCCGCGAUCCUGAAUGGCGCUGAGAGCAUCGGAGCUGUUGUUCUGCACGUGGGGGUGAAUGACACCAGGCUGCGGCAGACGGAGGUGCUGAAGCAGGACUUCAGGAGCCUGAUCGAGACGGUACGAGCCACAUCGCCCGCGACGAGGAUCAUUGUGUCCGGACCGCUUCCGAUGUACCGACGUGGACAUGAAAGGUUCAGUAGAUUAUUUGCUUUAAAUGAAUGGUUAAUGUCUUGGUGUACUGAACAGAAGCUGCUCUUUAUAAAUAAUUGGAAUCUUUUCUGGGAGCGACCUAGGCUCUUCCGUGCUGAUGGCCUGCACCCCAGCAGAAUCGGAGCUGAUCUUCUGUCGGAGAACAUCUCCAAGACGCUUCGCACCGUAUGACUAGUGACUAGAGAGUACAUCAGUUUCAGUUUGGAUCCAGCCUCUUAAGAAGACCUCAGAUGACUAAAACUUUUGAAGAGACGGCGCCAACUCCUGCGAUGACUUCAGAAGAUGCAACAUCUGGAUCAACACGCACAUUCACAUUCUAUAAAUCCUAAUUAUUGUUAAUAUGUAAUUCAUUUUCCAGGAGCUCUUUGCUUCUACCUCCAAUUAAAUUGCUAACAGUGAUUGUAUGUUAAUCGCCUAAAUUAUUACAUUAUUAGCUAACUGCAUUCUCCAAAUUGUAAUGUUGAUAUGCAUUCUCUGUAAAGCUGCUUUGAAACGAUAUGUAUCGUGAAAAGCGCUAUACAAAUAAAUGUGAAUUGAAUUGAAUUGAAUUAUUAUUAUCAGUGCUGAAAACAGCUGUGCUGCUGAAUGAAAGUGGAAACCGUGAUCCAGUGCCUGUUCUGUUGUUUAAAGACUAUUGAAAUAGAAAUCUUUUGUAACAUUAGAAAUGUCUUUUUUUCCUUCUUCUUUUUUUUUAAUGUAUUUAAUUAAUCCUUGUUGAAUAAACUUCAUCCUUGUGAAAUUCAUUUCUUAAAAAACAAAAAAACUACAGUGAUUCCAGACAUUCGAAUAGUAUUUUAAUGCAAAUGCAUUUGUGCAAAUAAUUUGGGGGCCACUGUAUGUAAAAAGAUAACUUUUUGUUGUUAUAAAAAUAGUUUUAAGUAAAUAAAAAAAAUGUCAUUAAAAUUCAAAGAGUGGUAAAAAAAAAAAAAAAGUCAAAAUCUUUAAGACUAAAAAUGUAAUUUUUUGAUCUGAGAAUAGCUUUCUUAUGUGUCAUAUUUUCAUAUAUUAAGGGACUGCUACAGUAGCUGAAGUUUGUUGUUGGCAAGUCCAUGGCCUAUCUUUUUGUACAAAAACAAAAUGUCAUUAAAUGUCUCACACAAUAUCAAAUGUUCACUCCAUCACACAUUAUACAAAGCAUCUAGUUAUCAAGACCAUAUUCCCAUCUUUA
Ctenopharyngodon idella (grass carp) is the source of this 1936-nucleotide messenger RNA. RefSeq lists its product as uncharacterized. The record is from RefSeq and is a predicted model, not a curated record. The transcript is spliced from 2 exons. NCBI's taxonomy places the organism in Eukaryota, Metazoa, Chordata, Actinopteri, Cypriniformes, Xenocyprididae. The coding region runs from base 1 to 939 and encodes 312 amino acids.